AUGGAGAUUUACCAGAAGAGUUGGCUCAUUUCAGAGGUUGAAAUUGAUAAUGUCGCAAGCAAUAACUUCACUGGUUCCAUUCCAUCAUUUUUAAGUUUAUUACCUAACCUUCAGCACAUGUACCUUUCGAUGAAUCAGUUUUGGGGGGAAAUUCCAUCUUCCCUGUCCAAUCUAACAAAGCUGGAGGUGUUGAGAAUAAAUAGAAAUUUUCUCAAAGGAGAGAUCCGUCGGGAAAUCGGUGAUCUUCGUUACUUGAAGUUCCUAGACCUGCAAUAUAAUCAGCUUACUGGCUCUAUACCAACAUCAAUCUUCAACAUUACAACGAUGCAAGCAAUUGCUCUUGCCAAUAACAAUCUUACUGGUAAGCUUCCCACAUCUAUAUGUGACCAUCUUCCAAACUUGGAAGGGCUUUACCUCUCCGUCAAUUCCCUAGAUGGAAUUAUUCCUCCAAACCUGGAGAAAUGCAAAAAGCUUCAACUAUUAUCAUUGUCUGAAAACGAGUUUCCUGGAACUGUACCAAGAGAGCUAUCCAACUUAACAACUCUUACAAUAUUAAAUUUUGCAACUCUGCAUUUGGAAGAUAGAGCUGUAUUACAUGUUCACUUCAGUAAUUUGUUUAUGAGUGAUGGAGAACAAUAUGGGAUAUUAUAA
This is a messenger RNA of Lycium barbarum (goji berry), 651 nucleotides long. RefSeq names its product LRR receptor-like serine/threonine-protein kinase GSO1. Gene Ontology annotation, molecular function: protein binding. The transcript has 2 exons. The record is from RefSeq and is a predicted model, not a curated record. Bases 1 to 651 code for a protein of 216 amino acids. Lineage: Eukaryota; Viridiplantae; Streptophyta; Magnoliopsida; Solanales; Solanaceae.